AUGCUGGCAGCGCAUGCCAACCGGGUGACUAUCUUGGACCGCGUCGCAAAGGCUUUGAAGAAGUUGGAAGGCAUGAGCGCUUCGUCCGUCUGUGCUUCUAGCCGUUCUAACACGGCAUUUGCAUUGAUGCAAUCCGCAUUUUCUUUCGAAGAGCUCGUGUUGAACCCCCCCACACCGCAACAGAUAGAUGACUUCUGGGAAUUGUAUUCCAUGUUGCUGCCAACUCUGCGGUACACAGUGUGGCCUGACCCAGCUACCUUUGACCACAUCCGGAGAAGCUACGCGCGCACAAGUGGCGAAGGAUCACCGGUGAUGCUGUGA
Durusdinium trenchii is the source of this 321-nucleotide messenger RNA. The record is from the annotation of a GenBank genome assembly. Lineage: Eukaryota; Dinophyceae; Suessiales; Symbiodiniaceae.